Messenger RNA from Girardinichthys multiradiatus, 6079 nucleotides. It is a transcript of the gene nsmfa, whose product is annotated as NMDA receptor synaptonuclear signaling and neuronal migration factor a. Lineage: Eukaryota; Metazoa; Chordata; Actinopteri; Cyprinodontiformes; Goodeidae. Gene Ontology annotation, biological process: regulation of neuronal synaptic plasticity; positive regulation of neuron migration. Bases 368 to 2275 code for a protein of 635 amino acids. The record is from RefSeq and is a predicted model, not a curated record. The transcript is spliced from 15 exons. Gene Ontology annotation, cellular component: nucleus; cytoplasm.
UCCUGUUUGUGGGAAUAAUGCUGAUAUCGCCAAAACCUACAAUCCUCUCACUGGAUUCUGGAUCAAUGAAAGAGAGAGAGGGCAGAGAGGGGUGUCUGCGUGUGUAUUUUCAGCCACAGCUGUUGAGCUACCCCACGUACGUGCUCAAACCCGGAGAGACACGCAGAAAGCAGAGAGAAGGAGGAGACCAUCCGUCUCUUCGCUCUGCAGAGGCGUGUGUAAAACCCAUCAGCUCCCGGAUUUGCCUCCAACUUUUCUUUUUUUUUAGUUUAGUUUUUUUUUCCCCGCACGUUUAUUUCUUCCUUGUCGCAUUCCUUCGAGCGUUUGGGAUGACCACUUUUCCCGCCUGCGUCGUUUCCAUGUCAGCAUGGGAACUGCCGUGUCCAAAAGGAAGAAUCUGAGAAACGAUGCGAUUUCUUCCGUGGCAGCAAAAGUUAGAGCAGCGCGAGCAUUUGGAGAGUACCUGUCACACACGCACCCUGAAAACCGAAACGGAUCAGCUCACCUUCUGUGUGAAAACUUGGUGGGUCCUGAUCCAGAGUUGCCAAGUGACACGACUGGACUCCACAAUAACAUUCACCUCCCUCCCUGCUCCUCUGCUAAAGGCUGUACAAACAAACCAGAUCCUAUCCUGGCAAAGGAAAAGCUGGGCUUAAAUCAGCCUCCUCUCUCAUCCAUCACCAUUUCUACCAAGCCGACUUGUCACUUGCUUGAACAUAGCUUUGCAGCAGAGGAAGACCAGAAGACACCUGCUGAGUUCACUCGUGUGUACACCAUCACCUCACACCACGGUAUGCUGAUGAGCAGUGGUCAGGGCAGUAAAGAGAGCCUAGAACUGGACAUCCUGAAGGAGAAGUCGAGGAGCGGUGGGGUAGGGUCUAAAGGUGGCCCGAUCCAGCCCUCCACCUCACCAUCCUCCGCCUCCUCAUCUCCAACUCAGUUCAUCCGCUCGAGCAGCAGUCGUGGCAUCAGCAGCUAUAGCCACAGUCACCACCACCACCACACCAACGUCUCUGGAACAAUUACCUCCAGCAGCAGUGGUGGAAUCAGUGGGGCAAGUGGAUGCAGUAGUAGUCACCAACAACAGCAAGCAGUUGCAGGGUCUCACUCCCAUCACACAUCUCAUCACCACAGCCAUCAUCACCAUCACAUAUCCCAACCACCACUGCAGACCUCUGUCAGCGCCCACAACAUUCGUAGCCUUGGUGACAGUGGGAAAGGAGAAGCAGAGUGCAGUGGGCUGGCUUGCGACUCGUGCAGCGGUGCCCCUUCGCGUAGCCAGGGGUCAUUGGACCUGGAAAGUACAUCACGAGAGGCAGGCAAGCAGCACCGACGCCUAGAGCGGAUGUGGAGUGUGGACCGGGUGACUGGGCUGGAGAGAGAGGACACCAACUGGUUCCCCAAGGAAAACAUGUUCUCCUUCCAAACAGCCACAACAACAAUGCAGGCGAUAUCGAACUUCCGCAAGCAUCUUCGGAUGGUGGGCAGCAGAAGGAUUAAAGCUCAGACAUUCGCUGAACGUAGAUCGAAGAGUUUCAGCAGGUCCUGGAGUGACCCCACCCCAGUCAAGACUGACUCUCCUCAUGAGGCGAAAGACAGUGGAGAACUGCAGACCUCCGGUAACGCCCUGGAAGAUGGAGCCCUGGAUGAUGCCCUAGACUGGGAGGAGGAGAAAGAGAUGGAGAGGCUAGCCUGUGAAGGAGAUGACUUUGUUCCUCCCAAAAUCAUGCUGAUCUCCUCUAAGGUUCCCAAAGCAGAGUACAUUCCUACCAUAAUCCGCAGGGAUGAUCCAUCCAUCAUCCCCAUCCUCUAUGACCAUGAACAUGCAACUUUUGAUGACAUUUUGGAGGAAAUAGACAAGAAGCUCACAGCAUACAGGAGAGGAAGCAAAUUCUGGAGGAUGCUUAUCUUCUGUCAAGGAGGCCCUGGACAUCUGUAUCUGCUGAAGAACAAAGUGGCAACCUUUGCUAAAGUGGAAAAAGAAGAAGACAUGAGCCAAUUCUGGAGGAGAUUAAGUCGCUUCAUGAGUAAACUCAACCCAGAGCCCAAUGUGAUCCACAUAAUGGGAUGUUAUGUUCUGGGAAAUCCCAAUGGUGAAAAGCUGUUCCAGAAACUGAAGAAUCUGAUGAGGCCAUAUUCUGUUGAGUUUGAGUCACCGCUGGAGCUGUCUGCACAGGGCAAAGAGAUGAUCGAGAUGUACUUCGAUUUUCGCCUUUACCGCCUUUGGAAGACACGCCAACACUCUAAACUCUUGGACUACGAGGAUCUUUUGUGACAAAGACACCGGUCAAAGAGUGCAGAGGUAGCCCAACAGUGCCAAGAGGACACUGUUAAAACUGAUGAUCCAGGAGGAAAAGCAGCAGCAGGACAAUGACGAUGAUGGGCUGUAGAACAACAGAGCUGUGAAAAAAGUUUCUUUACAGGAAAAAAGUGAGGUUAACACCCAAAAAGCUGAAAAAUCCAUACAAAACUUGUCAAAUCAUGUUUUCUUUACCCGUUGAGUUUCAAAAAUAUAAACUGAUUAUUAAAAAUAUAUACAUAUACAGUUUUUGCCAAACUGUUGUUGCAAUGAUAUGCUUUCUGGGGGCGAUGUGCUUCAGAUAAAUUGCUGUAACUCAUCCUGUCCCAAUGUGGUUCUGUGUUUUGACCUCUCAGACUGGCCCCUGAGACAUACAUAUACAUAGAUAAUGUUAAAGUGUGUAUAGUUCACAUGAAUAUAUUAGUAUAGCCUUAGUCAUGCAAAUAAUACUCUAUAUUGGAUCAUCAUUUAUUUUUGAUGUGCAUUGUUGUGCAGAGUUUCAUAUGGAAAUAUUUUGAAAUAACUCAGGUUUUUGCCAUGAAUUUAAUGAGUCAGUUUAUUCAACGACAAUAUUACAAUAUUCCGCGCCAUUGCUUUGAAUGAAUGUAUUAUCUCUCUAGAGAUCUGUAUGAAUAUGAAUGUUUUGAGAGGGAAAAAAAAUGUUGAGUGUUUUCGUUUAAAAAAGCGUGCGUUUUCUCCUAAAUCUCCUUUAAGCAAAAAGAAUAAUUGCCAGCAUUGCCAUAAAUAUCCUUUUGUCAUGUCAAUCCCAAAAGGAUGACAGUCUAGUGAGAUUCAUGAUGUCAAAGGAUGUAACAGCCAUCCAAGGGCUCCUACAACUGAGGAGAAAGAGUUUCCCUAAAGAUCAAACCCUGUUCUUUUGCAGAUGGAUCAGUCCUAACAAUGGGACCAGCGACUUUUUUUUUGCUUAAAUUACUCACUGUUUCUCUUAGUAGGAGCCAAACAAGCCUGCAGCACCUCUAACUUUACUGGGUGUCAUUCUGUAUUGAGGACCAGAGUUUUCUGAAAUGAAGAUGUCUACCAGAGUACCAAGCUGUGAGGAGAUAAAUGGCUGAUGGGUGUCAAUUUAUUUAAAAAGAGCAUAAAGAUGCACUCGUAAAGAAGUCGAGCAAUUCCAGCUGUUUCAGACAGAUUAAGGAUGGUCUAGUGCCCGCAAAGGCAUACAUACAUAUUGGGGUUAGGACCAAAAUACAUUUAGAGACAAAGUUAGAAGGGCACACUUACCACAGCCUAUACAUAAUUCAGAUGUUGUGCUUGUUAUGAGCACAGUUGCUAGUGGAAACAUGGUUCUGAUGUCCGCUGUGGCUCAGGGGGAGGAUUUCUGAGGGAAAUAAAACAGAGCUCAUCUCAGCACCGGCUUUGGACUUCAAAUUCAUCCAGAUUCAUUUGUGACAACACUGAUUGUGUGGACAUGUGUGGGAGUCUAUCUACAGUAGGGAUAGAUGGAAAAGCUGCCAUGUUCAAUAGCAGAAAGUGAAGGACAGAGGUUGAUUCAGUGAUUGGUUAAUGAGGCUAGAGUUAAAACCUAUUAAAAGGCAGGUACAUCUGACGAGAGAAAAGUAGUUUUACCCUUUAUAAAAGUGUAGAUGUUGGAACUUUUACAGCCCUUGUGCUUUUUUUCAAUAUAUCAUCCAAAAGACUUCAAAGAAAACUGAUGAGAAAUUAUAACAGUUAGUUUAUCUAAAUUAUAAGAAUUUAACCUUUUCUUAUCUCUGAGUCUUAUUUGUUUACAGUACUCUGGAGUUUAUUGGCACCUUUGGCAAAAAUAAAUUCAGCUUUUAUUGCAGUUAAAUAAUCUUUCGAAACCAACCUUUAAAUUUGAGAACUUUUGGAUCCUCUGUUAAGAAAUAGUUGUUUUUAACAAAAUUACUGGUGCUACUCUGAUGCCGUUAAUCUCCCAUAACAUUUCAUAAUACUGAAGUAUAUAGAGAGAGGCAUCACUCUGCGCUUCUUGGGAUUAAGUUCGCCAUGGAAGAUGUUAAAUCAUUUCUGUGUAGACUUGGCCAUAUGUUUCGGCUCAUUAUUGCACUAAAAGUACCAAUGAUGAACCAUUGUCCAUUUUUUGGAAGAGGCAACUAGAUGCUCCUGGUAUUUUAAAGAGUUUCAUACACUCUAAGAAGAUUCCCAGGAACUUUAUAGGAGAAAUAGGACCCUUAUUAUGCCAGACCCAACUGCAGUCUUUGGCCCUGACAAGCUCAAUCUUCUCAUUUAACCAAACCAUUCAGUUACGGUUAAAGUCUCAGUAGAGUUUCACAAACCCCAUGGUUAUGGAGAGGCUUUUUUAUUUUGAUUUUUUUGUUUUUCCUAUUUUGAAGAAUGGCCAGUGAAUUUGUAGGCAAUAAUUAUUUUUUUAUGCGUUUUUGUUUUCCCUGCACUGAUUAAAUGUAGUUAAUUAAAUGUAGUUAAUAAAAGUUUGAGAUUAUGCUACUGCAAUAAAAUAUGGAUUGAAUAUACUGUAAGUCUUUUUAGACAUCAUCAUGGGAGCAAAUAAUUGUGGCAUGCUAUGUAAUUGAUUUCAAAGGAAAUGUUAGUUUUCAAUGGAAAAUAUGGAUAACUCCCUAUGAGCUUUAAAUAAACGGUUGCACAUGUAGGAAAGCUAGCCUAUCAACAUUCGGGCCCAGGGAAAAAUCCAUAUAUCCCCUUUCAUCUUUCUUUUAUCUUCAAACUCUAGUAGAUUGCAAUGUACAAAUAAUAAAUUUAUAUAUUUGAUGGACAAAAACAAAAAAAUCAAAUCCCUAAAAUCACUGUCGGCUGCCUUGAUUUUUAGAAGUGGGCGUUUUGACAUUAACGAAGCCAAAUCUGGAUUCUGUCUUUUUUGUCAGAGCCAACAUUUACUGUCAAAAUGUUUGAAACAAUAUUUAAUUCAAGAUUUUUUAAUAGGCCACAGUGCAGAGGUCAGCCAAUCAGAGUAAUUGCACAUUGUCCCUCCUAAAGAUAAGUUACUCUUAGUUCUAAAAAUCUGUAAUGCUGCAAAGAGUAAAACAGUGAAAUUAGACCAGUCAGGUGUUUGCAGAGAAGUUGGUGGAGAAAGUGAACUGUUAGUGUAGGGGUUAAGUGGUCAUAGCUUUGAGUAACACACAAGACAAUGCUGUCUAUAUUUCAGAAGUAGAAUUUCUUCAUACUUUUUCUUUUGUCAAUAUACUGUAUGUGGAUUUGUUCGAAUGUAAUAAUGUGUUGAACCGUUUUUUUGUUUUUUUUGGGUUAAAAACUCUCUAGAUAAUUUUUUUCAUUUUCAUUUCUGAUGUGUUUGCUGUUUCUGACAUUGCAGUCCUGGCCUGUUUCUCUGGAACAGCCAAGUGCUCUCCUCUCUUCUCUCUCUCUCAGCCUGAGUCACGCAAUAUGUUUUCACUACAGAUUUAAAAUUCAGCAGUUACACAACCUGUCAUCUCACAGAGCCAUUUUAAUUCCAGCGAAAGCACUGAGCUGCCAAAUUCUCCAAGAAGUCGCCCUAAACAGCUGCUGGGUUUUAAUGGGAUUAUUUUUCAGAGCUUUCACCCCAGCAUAAUUUUCCACAUCAGAAACACGGCAGCCACAGGUUAUUUCAGUCAAAAAAGUGCCACAGGAUAAAAAUAAUCUAUUACAGUAUCUGCUUUGUGGAAAAUCUCUUACUCGUUUGGGAUUCUGUUGAAUUCAUUUGGGAGGAUAAGGUGAGGGGCAUCGUGACUCAGGAGUUUCAGAGAGAUUUCUUUUUGUUUCUAUCAUUAGCAAGAGAAAAAUGAAGGCGAUUCACUGGAAAUCUAAUUAAAGAUUCUAAUGAGUUCA